Molecule: messenger RNA, 8000 nt
Organism: Fusarium verticillioides 7600
Lineage: Eukaryota; Fungi; Ascomycota; Sordariomycetes; Hypocreales; Nectriaceae
Exons: 2
Coding region: 1028-1921 (297 amino acids)
Biological process (GO): regulation of transcription by RNA polymerase II
Cellular component (GO): nucleus
Molecular function (GO): RNA polymerase II cis-regulatory region sequence-specific DNA binding; DNA-binding transcription factor activity, RNA polymerase II-specific
Source: RefSeq, a predicted model, not a curated record
CUCUAGGGUGUGUGUGGCUCAUCCAGGCCAACCUACCCAAGUUACGUCCAUUCAUCGUAACUCUCAAUUCAGACUCGACACUUUUCUCGAUCUCAUCGAUCGAUGGGGUUGCCCAAAAAAUCCCAUGCUUGAUUCCCACCCCAAUUCUAUCCCUUCUUUUCCCUUCUUCACUCUUACUGCCCGCCCGUAAUACCCCCCCUCAACCGAGAGGCGUGUGCUCUGUUUCCCUCCGUUCUACGUAUACGUACUCACACUCUCUCACUCCCUUUGUUUUUCCUCCUUGCGAAUCCAACGGGUUACUUAUAAACUUAAGCUCCAGCCAUCCAUCAUUUCCAGCCUCGCUUUGUUUGGUGUUCUUCACUCCUCAUACUUUUAUUUACUUACUACUACGAUAUACUCUCAUCUCUCAAACUUGCUUCCAUCUUGGGCUGAUCAUCGACGGAUACUUGCUUGUUAUAUCCGUUCUUGUGUCGUGUAUCCAGUCACCCUUUCCGUCUGUUUUAUCGUUGCUCCUUGGCUCCGGCUCUGGCUUGUCUACUGGAUUCCUCGGCAACCUCGAUUAUCUAAACAACAACAAUCACCACUUGUGCCAGAUCUUUGCAUAUUUUCCUGUGCAAUACAUGAACUUGAUACCAAACGUACAAUUACUCUGCUUCCCUAUUACCAAGACUGCAGAAUUGACACCGCCAUAAUCAACCAGCUCCUUGCUCCCUUCGCUACCACCACCGGACCCCUGCCUUUCCAGGAACACGCACGCACGCAACAGACCACGAGAAACCCAUCAGUCUCGUGUUCCAAAAGCGGAGGCGAUUUUGAGCUAUCAAUCCCUUCAUUCGGUCCCUUCGAGUCCAGACAAGCUCCGCGACUAGCCAUCCCGCUAUUUGCGUCCGCUCGCCUCGCUUCCCCCGGAGCUGCAACCACAACCAGACGCAUCAAGUUACCCAGUCUGAUCUGAUCAGUAGCUGUGUUCUACUGAUCUCGCUGCAACCAUCAAAGUUACCAAGGGCAGCUCACAAUUACUGCCGCAAUGACAAUGCACGCAAUCAACGCCGCUGGUCGACGAGUUUCACUCCUCAAUGACGAAACUGCCUCCCAACAACAACAGCCAACGCAACGACCACCUCUCAGCUUCCACUCUCACUCCAGCUAUGCCUUCACUCAAUCAUACCCCACCCCGGGCAGCAGUUCUUCUUCGCCAAACACUCCCGAACUUCUUCGUUCCGACUCUUAUGACUCUCAAAUGAGCAACGAUCCUCUUUCCCCUCUGACUCCCAACGUCGACUACUACCCUCGACAACAGGUCAUGUACACAAUUCCUCAGGACUACAACAUGGAGGCGAAGCAUGCCCAAUACGCCGACAGCAUCCGUUCAGCUUCCUACGACGCUGAGAUGGUCAGCCAGCCCCGAUCUUCGCCUAUGCCCGAGCGCCCCGGAAAGAGGUAUCCCUGCAGGUACCGCGACACUCAUGGCUGCGAAAAGACCUUCACUACCUCAGGUCAUGCCUCGCGCCAUUCAAAAAUUCACACUGCGGAGAAAGCUGUUCAAUGUACUUUUGCUGGAUGCCAGAAGAAGUUCACUCGUGCCGACAACAUGAAGCAACAUCUCGAAACCCACUUCAAGGAUAAGAGUCGCUCUUCUACCAGCCAGCGCAGUCACAGGACAUCCCUCGCUGACGCUCGCCGUAACUCUACAUCCGGUCGCCCUUCCGCGAGCCGCACAUCCUCGUCAAGGAGCCGACGCGACGCUGAUCCCUAUCCCCUUCCCACGCCUCCGCUGGCCUCACCCACUGUCAACAGUGGAUCUUGGGACUUGGGCGGCCGCAACUUGCCCAUUCUCAACCGCCCUGUUGCUGGCAGGACACCUAGCGGUCUGGAUGCCCUCGCUAUGGCCGUAGCAUGCCAGGAGGGUUCUGGUGUCUGAAGGGAACAAUGCUGGAUCUCUCGCCCCUGGCAUUCUCUUCCUUCAAAAAAGAUUUUUUUUUCUCAGGCAUUACUUUAUUGAUAAUUUUAAUCCUCUGACAAGUCCUAUCUCUACACACAAAUUACUCCACCUGUCGACUUGAGCCUUGGGGCACAAUCUAUUCCCCCCCCAAAUGACCUCCCCUCCCCACAGACAUUGCUGCACUUUUAUUCUGUUCAAUGUACUGUUUCUAUUACGGCGUUGUAUGAACAUACGAGGAGCAACCUGGAAUCAAAGGCGUUUUCCACUUGGAUGGGAUUGUUUUAUUUUCUUUUUCUAUUGAUCAUUUAUUCAAAAGGUGUCUGGGAUUGGACGGUGUCGCGAGUAUACGAUCGGCUACACGGAUGGUUCUCCCCAUAAAGGGCACACGGUUUAGAUAAACGACGACAAGACGCGCCCACUUGGAGUUUUAAUCUCAAGGGCAAAAAAACGCAUGGCGUUGGCGGGGUUUUCACGAUUUGAUGUUUUCAACUUUUGUUCAACUAUAAGAUCUUUUGGGAUAGGCCCAUUCGAGGGCUAUAUCGGGCAUCUCUAGGGGCAUUGGUGGUGGAAGAAGACGAGACAGCGGCAUAGUACACACUUGGUCGCUGCCCCUUACGGCUGUGUUUAGACGGCAGUGAGGCAGGUUCCUGUGUAGUUACCAGGAGUUGGAUAGGUGCCAUUACUGGCGCCUCUAUCUUGGACCCAACACAUGAACUGUAUACAAUUGAUACCAUUUUGAAUUUUUAUAUCGAAUUCUCAAGCAUUUUUGUAAUGUCAGCCAAUGUGAAGGGAUAGAAUACCUUCAUUUACAACCGCGUAUGCUGUGAAUCCUUGUCACCAGUGUCGUCAAGGACAACUUGCUGUGUCCAUUCAACAUUAAAUCCAUGGACUCAUCACUGCAAUACCUGGUGAGCUUGUCGUCAACCUAUUCAAGUCAAUAAAUAGAUCAAUACUCGUGAGACUCUGUCUUGCCAGACAAACAUAUAUCCACUUUCUAGCAUUUACUUAUGCUGUGCUCUUGGUAACCCAUGGCCUGAUGGUCGGCAGGCAACUCGAUUCAUUACGCGCUCCUGAGCUUUUGUCACAUGGAAUGUUCUGACAAGCCUGAGACAUUUCCAAAACACACAUACCAACCACGUUACAUAUGACAAGUAAAAAUCAAAUCUGAUUUCUUUUGUAUACGUAUGUAUGCUCUUGUUCGUCUAAUCAUCCAGUAUCGUUACUCAACUAAUUGGCAUCAUGCUUCAUAAUUCUGGUACCACACCAUGUGCGGUUCCCUAUUCCCAUAUAUCCUCCUUUUCUGCACACAAUCUGGCCAUCUCCAGCUGCUCGUCUGUCUGACAGACGAGCACCCGCUGCCUGGCAUCGCGUUUACCGAGUUCCUGGACCACAUCCUUGAUAGGUUCCUGAUUACUAGCAUCAUCGAGGGCAAAGCCUAAGCAGGCAACCCUCUCGACGACGGCAGAUCGAAGCUUGGCGCUGUGCUCUCCAAUGCCGCCAGCGAAGACCAAAGCGUCGACACGACCCUCGAGGGUUACGAAGUAAGAGCCGAUAAAGCCGGCAAUGCGAUCGACAAAGAUUUCAAAGGCCAGGCGGUGGGUGGGUUCGUCUGACUCGGCAACUACGCCAAAGUUGGUGGUGCCUGUCAUGGACUUCCAGCCGCUCUCCUUAUUGAGGAUCUCUUCAGCCCUUGAAAUGUGAAGAUGUUUGGUGGAUGCAGGGGAGAGUUUCCCCACAUCGGAGGCAUAGUGGAAGACAAGACUGCAAAGGUUGGCAAGGGUCAGCAUGCAAGAACCUUAAUUUAGAAAAGAAGACCCUGAUCCCACCCCUCGGUUCCGGAUCUCAUGUAUGAUCUGAUGAGAGUAGCAUUCCGCUGCAUCCGGUGGGGCAUGGUUCUGGGUUCUGGGCCUUAGGCCUUAGGCCCAGGGCUAAGGGUGUUUGGGUGUUUUUGAGGGAUUGAGCGCCUUACCUAGGAUCAACACUGCCGCUUCGAGUCGCUCCAGGAAGGCCCGCCAACGGUGUAAGCCCCAUGCUCGUAUCCCAACUCUUGCCGCCCUUGAUGGCGCAGGCGCUGGCACCGCUGCCGAGGUGCAAAGCGAUCAUGUUUAAGCUGUCGACGUCUUUUUCAAGAUACUGGGCCACGGCUCUUGUGAUGAAUGCAUAACUGAUUCCGUGAAACCCGUACUUGCGUAAGCGAUUACUCUUGGCGAUCUUUGGGUCGAUGGGAUAGGUGUAGAUGUGUGGAGGAAUAGUUGUAUGGAAUUGCGAGUCGAAACAGGCGACGUUGAUGGUCCUGGGCAGCGCGCUGAUGCAAGUAUCGACUAUGCUCAAGGCGACGCCAUUGUGGAGUGGUGCCAAGUCGCUGAGCUCUUCAAGGUGGUGAUAGGCAUCUUGGGUGAUGACUUGCGACCGAUCAUAGUCUCCGCCAUGAACGAUGCGGUGGCUGGCGAUGGCAAUGUCCUCCUUUGAAGAGAUCUCAUUGAGCUCAUUGUCAUCAAUGAAUGUCUUGAGGAGAAGGUCGAAAGCAUCCUCUUGAUUCUUGACACUUUCGGCAACCUCUUUCGCCUUGACCACCUUCUCACCGCGACGCGUAUAAGCAAGCGUAGCUGGUGGGGCAGUCAAUCCUCCGAUUGAGGCUUCUGCGAUUUGAUGAGGUUCUGCGUUCUUAUCUGCGGUAUAAACCGAGAUCUUGACCGAGCUGGAGCCGGCAUUGAUGGCGAGAAUGACCUUCAUGACAGAUGCAGCUACGUUGAAUGGGUCAAUGCUUCGGUGUUGAGUGUGUAUCAGGAACGGGGGAGCAGUGGCAGCAGUGGCAGCAGUGGCAGCAGUGGUGAGCGAUGGAUGGUAGGGGAGAAGGGAGCCUGAGUUAAGUUUAUCAACUCUCCAUUCAUGACGGCGGGUUGUGCAUCUCAAUGACGACACAGCUCCAUGGUACGAUCCAGGCACCGCGGGGUCUUGAGAGUCGGUGUGGGGGCGCCCCGAGCAUUUCCCCGUUGUCUGCCCACGGAUAGCGACAUAACGUAUAAGGUAUACAGCCUGAUAACCUCUGCUUGACGUUCCGGCCAAUCCCCUACGGGCGGCUGCUGAUUAUCGCCCUUUUGGGCGGCGUUUGAUGAGCGCUUUCGUUUCUGACAGGUGAAAGGGUGUGGGCUGUCAACGUCAAACCUUGCAACUACUGUCACCCCACUUGGACACGCACUGCAGCACGAACAUGUGGCUCGUCUCGGUGGUGCAACUGGCCGAGUAUAUUGAUAUGGCAUCUGACUCGGAUUUGACCUUUUCAGGGCGUAGCUUCGGCCGCUUCCGAGGGCUCUGGCACCGAUUCGAGCAUGUGGUUCGGCCAUCCUGACACUGGUAGAUCGGGAGAAUGUCCCGGCAGAAUCUGCGGCGAGGGCAGUUCGAAAUGGUUUGGAGGAAAUGGGAUGCCGUUGAAUUCGCGGUCCAAACUGUGGCAAUAAAGCCAUGUCUCGAUGAAUCGUCGGUAUGCUGGUCUGACUGUUAGCUGACAUGUCGGGAGACAGAUUUGGAGACCCGGCCAGGGCAGCCGUUGCUCGCUCUAUUUCUUAAUUUCUAACCUUGACGCUCAGUAAACUGGAUGGCCAGAUAUCGUAUGUCGAGAGUCGGCUGCUGUAAUGAUCUUGGCUCGGAGGAAUCAUUCGUUCUGGUCCGAGAUCGCAUACGAUGCGGCAGUGAAAAGCGUCGGUGUGAGUGCUGCUGGUCGUCGCCCGAAGUAUGCCGCCUGCCAGUCGCAUUGAGUCGAAGCUGUUUUGCGCGGUCGUCCCGCCCGCGCAGUUCCCCGUCGAACGAGUGAAUAUCAUACUCUCGGUAUUGCCCAUCCGUCUUAUUCGCACACACGCUGAGGGAGUGGAAAGUCGUAUAUCGAUCCCUCCACAGCUUGAGUCUCUGAAUCGCACCGAUCCCCUUCACCUUGCCGAAGCCAUCUGUGCGACCAUGGACGUUUGUCCAGACGACGUCGACGUCAUAGAAAUCAACUAGGUCCUUUCUGCGCAAAUCUCCCUGAAACUGAAUAGAGCUCUCGACUGUUGUGAACUCAUAUCUGAUCGUGACGUACUGGUCAUGUAUACAAACACCCUCAUCCGUUGUGUAUCGAAUCCGGUGAGGUUCCUGAAACCAGAUCAAGUCUACAUACAGAAGUGUUCGAGCAGUUCGUUCUGGUAGCUACCCUGCCACAGAACACGGCGUUGCUCAGAACCCACCACUUCCCAAGGCCCCAAGUAAACGACUCGUUCGUCGGGAGUAUCUUGAAAAAGGAUUCUAGAUGUAUCCCAAUGUCAGCCAGAUGAAACGUUAUUCAUAUCAACCGCGGCGGGCCGGGAGAGAGUCGCACAUUGUUGCCUGGAAACCCGGGGGUCCCAGAUCGAGUACCGAGGUGCCAGUUCCCGACCCCUCGGUGGUCGGGGCAGAAAUGGUUGAUAUGCCGGAGGUGGGAGUCCAGGUUGAAUCAACCGGACUGACGUAUGUUCGUCCGUAUGUUGGAGGGCGACCGAGCGACGAGGAAGUAAAGGACGAGCCCGAGGACGACAUGCUGUCGCUGGUAGCAGUCGAGGGCGAUCUGACUGACCGAGCGGUGGGGACAUGUCAUGACACGGUCACAACGGCGCAGGAGGUGCGAGUGGUCUCUCUUGCUGCCGCUUUCUUUGAAGAUCCCAGUGACCAGCCCCAAAGCCGUUGACACACUUUGGCUUGAUUGAACUUGUUUGGGCAACGAACGGGUCAGGUUUGCUGUGUGGAAGCCUAUGUUGACAGAGGAAUGGCGGCUCGGCAGGCUCUUGGCUGUCGAGGUCCUGAUAUCGCCAAUGCCUGGGCCGGCGCAAAGGCAGAAUCUCAACAAUAGGGCAGCGAUACAACGUGGAGGCACCGAGUAAGGUAUGUACGAGUACUCAGUCGGGAUAGACUUCAAGCACUAGAUUGGCAAGGGUAGCUCCGGAAGCCGCUGGUGCCUUCGUCCGCCCCUCUGAUACGACAACAGGAAACUUGACCUCGGGUUUCAGUGAUGUAGCUGUCUCUGUCUCUGUAUCCGUACGUACGUGUACAAUGAAUGGUGUGCUAGAUGGGCUCCAGGAGCCGAGGAUCCCAAACCUUGGAUGAAGCAAAGUUGGAGCUCGCAUACAUAGAGAUAUCGCACCGAAGCUGUUGUAACAACAGUAUGUAUAUAGAGGGCAAAGCAGGACAGACCAGACCAGACCAGCCCAAGAUAGGGCAGGAGAGAAAUCAAAGUUCAAGGCGAUUUCCUAGAAGUUUUAGAGCUAAGCAAGUGUGUCUGUGUCUUUUUCGUUGUUCGUCCCAUAAACCAGCUGCAGGCCAGCAUCAUCCAUCGCAAAUCGUGCUGGGAGAGGAGCAAAAAGAAAAAAAGAGUAGAUAGACGAGCGCGGUGAAUUUCCACGGAUGGUCGACUCAACGGGGGGCCUGUCUACCUAGCCUGUCCGUACGUACAUAGGCAUAUGUUUGGGUGCCCGCAUCGAAUUGGCGAGGAUGGGAUGGAUGGAUACAGUCAGUCAGUACCGUACCUGUAGUUAGCCUGUAGGUACUUGGGUAGGCAGGCAGGUAAGGCUAGCCAUACACAGACAGGCACGCUGCACGCUGCCUGUCGCAAAAGCCGCCAGUUGUUGGCAACAGAAGACGUCGUCCCCAGAAAGCAAAUGUCGUUGCGUUGUGCAACCGACAGCCAAGGGUCGACGCCACAUGGGCAGAAGCUUGUCUUCCAUUGGUGGUCCACUAACAGCGGGAGCACGGCGCACGGGGGUCCAUGGGACGUUCUGAUGGGCUAGGGAACACUGGACGGCGAAGAAAGCUUGGGUCUCAUGCAUGCCGUGGGGCUCUUUGUGUGAGGUAUCUAAUGUUCCGGGGUCUACAGUAGGAGUAGGUUAGUACGUACAUACUUUUCGCGUGCUGCAUUGGAGCUAGGCCAAGCUCCGGCUAGCAAUUCCGAUUGUCUGGGCCCGCCAGUCAGUGUUGUUUGAUUUGUAUGGAAUAUGGAUGGAUGGAUGGAUGGAUGAAUGGAUCAUGGAUGUCACCAGAAUCCGGAAUUGAUCGCAUG